GCCUAUCAAAUGGAUUUUCUGAAUCCCUUAGUUAUUUUGCUGAUUGGGAAUGUGUAUGGAUUUCACCCACAUCAUUCAGUGAAAGACCAAAUAUCUAAUUACUUGAAAGCUGCUCCAUGGGAUCACGUAAAAUCAUUCGCCAAGAUAAAAACUCCGAUAUCAUUGGAUAUAACAUCCAAUUAUAAACUUCCUGCAGGAACAAUUUUGAAUGGAAUAAAUGUAGUGACCGGGAAAAACUGUGCUGAUAUUUUGGGCAGGAAACCAUCUACCAAAAGUAAGGACGGAAUAUAUACCGUUUAUCCUGACAACAAAAAUCCAGUCCGGGUUUACUGUGACAUGACCACCGAUGGAGGGGGCUGGACGGUUAUUCAAAAUAGAUACGAUGGAUCAACCAAUUUUUAUCGCAAUUGGAAUGAAUACAAGAAAGGUUUUGGUAACCUUUAUCAGGAAUUUUGGCUUGGAAACGACAAUAUUCAUGCUCUUACUAGAAAUGGUGACCAAGAGCUACGAAUAGAAAUGACAAAAUUUUCAGGAUCAAAGGUUUACGCAAAGUACUCCCGAUUUUCUAUCGGUGAUGAAUCAAAAAAGUACAAACUGUCGAUCAGUGGAUACAGUGGAACAGCUGGAGAUUAUAUAAUUGGUAGCCACAACUUAAAUGGAAUGGCCUUCACAACCAAGGACAAGGAUAAUGAUAAUAAUGGUAGUAAUUGUGCAUCAAAACAUAAGCAUGGUGCUUGGUGGUACAACAGCUGUGCUUACUCUGAUCUAAAUGGACGAUACACACACAAACAAAUAAGCUCCAAGUUCCAUUUACACUGGGGAACAUCGCGAGAAAAUAUGAAAACAUCAAGGAUGAUGAUAAGAACAAAAUCCUGAAUGAAUAAAACAGUGAUUCCACAGAAUAA
Molecule: messenger RNA, 905 nt
Organism: Saccostrea cuccullata (small rock oyster)
Lineage: Eukaryota; Metazoa; Mollusca; Bivalvia; Ostreida; Ostreidae
Product: fibrinogen-like protein A
Exons: 6
Coding region: 10-876 (288 amino acids)
Source: RefSeq, a predicted model, not a curated record